Rhodofomes roseus is the source of this 482-nucleotide messenger RNA. RefSeq lists its product as uncharacterized. The coding region runs from base 36 to 365 and encodes 109 amino acids. NCBI's taxonomy places the organism in Eukaryota, Fungi, Basidiomycota, Agaricomycetes, Polyporales, Fomitopsidaceae. The record is from RefSeq and is a predicted model, not a curated record. The transcript has 4 exons.
GAGAAACCCCGCAUUCACAGCCUUUUCAAAUCAACAUGAAAGUCAUCUUGAGCUCGCUCCUAUUCCUGGCGUCCGUCGCCAGCGCCCUCGUCCUCGACACCCCGUCGGGCUGGAAGUCUGGCCAGGAGGUCACCGAGCACUGGCAGAUCCAGCGUGGCGAUCCGGCUGCGUUCAACCUCGAGCUGAGGUCGAGCAACAACCAGAACAACAACUGGGACGUCGCUAACAACGUGCGCACCGCCAACGACGAGGUGACGUUCCGCCUGCCCAAGGUGCCGGCCGGUCGCUACGUGCUGAGGGCCGUCAACACCAACAAUAACAAUCAGGUGUACGCCGAGUCCAGCCAGUUCAACAUUGCUCAGUGAAGCAAUGUCUCCGGUUGUAGUAGCCACGAGCAAGGUGUCGCGCGUCGGAAAUCAGUCUGUGUACAGUAGUGUGUUGAGACGUUGCUGAAUGGAGUAGUAUGAUGGUGGUGUCCUGGG